Messenger RNA from Galeopterus variegatus (Sunda flying lemur), 3152 nucleotides. RefSeq names its product ubiquitin specific peptidase 11 (gene USP11). The transcript is spliced from 21 exons. Gene Ontology annotation, biological process: protein deubiquitination. Lineage: Eukaryota; Metazoa; Chordata; Mammalia; Dermoptera; Cynocephalidae. The coding region runs from base 13 to 2760 and encodes 915 amino acids. The record is from RefSeq and is a predicted model, not a curated record. Gene Ontology annotation, molecular function: cysteine-type deubiquitinase activity.
CGACGGACGGCGAUGGCGGCGGUAGAAGAGAAUCCAGCCGCCACCGCCGCGGCGGCGGCAGCUGAAGACAGAGAGCCACAACGCGAGGCGUUGCCGAGCCUGGACAGCCAGCGACGGCAGAUCGAGAACGGCGAGAGUGGACGAGGCCGUCCACUGCGGGCCGGCGAAAGCUGGUUCCUUGUGGAGCAGCACUGGUAUAAACAGUGGGAGGUAUACGUGCAGGGAGGGGACCAGGACUCCGGCACCUUCCCUGGAUGCAUCAACAAUGCCAAGCUCUUUGAAGAUCAGAUAAAUUGGCGCCUCAAGGAGGGACUGGUGGAAGGCGAGGAUUAUGUGUUGCUCCCAGCAGCUGCUUGGCAUUACCUGGUCAGCUGGUAUGGUCUAGAGCAUAGCCAGCCACCCAUUGAACGCAAGGUCAUAGAGCUGCCCAACAUCCAGAAAGUCGAAGUGUAUCCAGUAGAACUGCUGCUUGUCCGGCAUAGUGAUAUGGACACAAAUCACACUGCUCAGUUCAGCCACACAGAUUCUGUUGAAGUAGUAUUGCGCACAGCUCGGGAGCUUUUCCUGGCAGACCCUCAGGAAGAGACGCGUCUUUGGGUCAAGAACUCAGAAGGCUCUUUGGAUCGGUUGCGCGACACACAUGCCACAGUGCUUGAUGCUGCCCUCGAGACUGGCCAGCUGGUCAUCAUGGAGACCCGAAACAAAGAUGGCACUUGGCCCAGUGCACAGCUGCAUAUCAUGAACGUGUUCGAAGAGGAUGAGGACUUCCAAGGCCAGCCAGGCAUCUGUGGCCUCACCAAUCUGGGCAACACAUGCUUCAUGAACUCAGCCCUGCAGUGCCUCAGCAAUGUACCACAGCUCACUGAGUACUUCCUCAACAACCGGUACCUGGAGGAGCUCAACUUCCGCAACCCACUGGGCAUGAAGGGUGAGAUUGCAGAGGCCUAUGCAGACUUGGUGAAGCAGGCAUGGUCCGGCCACCACCGCUCCAUUGUGCCUCAUGUGUUCAAGACCAAGGUUGGCCAUUUUGCGUCCCAGUUUUUGGGCUACCAGCAGCAUGACUCUCAGGAGCUGCUGUCAUUCCUCCUGGAUGGGCUGCAUGAGGACCUUAAUCGGGUCAAGAAGAAGGAAUAUGUGGAGCUGUGCAAUGCUGCUGGGCGGCCAGAUCAGGAGGUCGCUCAGGAGGCCUGGCAGAACCACAAACGACGAAAUGAUUCUGUGAUUGUGGACACUUUCCAUGGCCUCUUCAAGUCCACCCUGGUGUGCCCUGAUUGUGGCAAUGUGUCUGUGACCUUCGACCCCUUCUGCUAUCUCAGCGUCCCACUGCCUGUCAGCCACAAGAGGGUGUUGGAGGUCUUUUUUAUCCCCAUGGAUCCCCGCCGCAAACCAGAGCAGCACCGGCUUGUGGUUCCCAAGAAAGGCAAGAUCUCGGAUCUGUGUGUGGCUCUGUCUAAACACACGGGUAUCUCACCAGAAAGGAUGAUAGUGGCUGAUGUCUUCAGUCACCGCUUCUAUAAGCUCUACCAGCUGGAGGACUCUCUGAGCAGCAUCUUGGACCGUGAUGAUAUCUUUGUAUAUGAGGUAUCAGGUCGGAUUGAGGCCAUCGAGGGCUCAAGAGAUGACAUUGUGGUUCCUGUCUACUUGCGGGAGCGCACUCCAGCCCGAGACUACAACAACUCCUACUAUGGCCUGAUGCUUUUUGGGCACCCACUCCUGGUGUCAGUGCCCAGGGACCGGUUCUCCUGGGACGGUCUAUAUAACGUCCUAACGUACCGGCUCUCACGCUACGUGACCAAACCCAGCUCAGAUGAGGAGGAGGACGAUGGGGAUGAGAAAGAUGACGAUGAGGAGGAGGACAAAGAUGACCUUCCUGGGCCCUCGACUGGGGGCAGCCUCCGAGACCCUGAGCCAGAGCAGGCUGGGCCCAGCUCUGGGGUCACAAGCAGGUGCCCAUUCCUCUUGGACAACUGCCUUGGCACAUCUCAGUGGCCCCCAAGGCGGCGGCGCAAGCAACUGUUCACCCUGCAGACAGUGAACUCCAAUGGGACCAGUGACCGCACGACCUCCCCUGAAGAAGUCCAUUCCCAGCCGUACAUUGCCAUUGACUGGGAGCCGGAGAUGAAGAAGCGUUACUAUGACGAGGCGGAGGCUGAGGGCUAUGUGAAGCAUGACUGCGUUGGAUACGUACUGAAGAAGCCUCCGGUGCGGCUGCAGGAGUGCAUUGAGCUCUUCACCACCAUGGAGACCCUGGAGAAGGAAAACCCCUGGUACUGCCCUUCUUGCAAGCAGCACCAGCUGGCCACCAAAAAGCUGGACCUGUGGAUGCUGCCAGAGAUUCUCAUCAUCCACCUGAAACGCUUUUCCUACACAAAGUUCUCCCGCGAGAAGCUGGACACCCUUGUAGAGUUUCCUAUCCGGGACCUGGACUUCUCCAAGUUUGUCAUCAAACCACAGAAGGAGUCAUCUCCAGAGCUAUACAAAUACGAUCUUAUUGCGGUUUCCAAUCACUAUGGGGGCAUGCGUGAUGGACACUACACAACAUUUGCCUGCAACAAGGACAGCGGCCAGUGGCACUACUUCGAUGACAACAGCAUCUCACCUGUGAAUGAGAAUCAGAUUGAGUCCAAGGCAGCCUAUGUCCUCUUCUACCAACGCCAGGACGUGGCACGUCGCCUGCAAUCCCGGUCCGGCUCGUCUGGUCCCCCAGCCUCCCCUGCCUGCAAUUCCCCACCCAGCUCUGAGUUCAUGGAUGUUAACUGAGGGGCCCUGAGUCCUGCCACAGGGAAGGAAGCCCUCUCUGCCAUCUUGCUUCUUGUGUUUUCCCCUAUUCUCUUCCCCGUGUUAGGUGCCCCCGCCAGGCACUACAGGCUUAGUUGUGGCUACUGUUCUCCUGUGCCGCUCGCUGCGAUGAUCUCUCUGGGAGGAAGAGGCCCUAUCUCUUCCCAAGAGUGUGCUCCCUGCCUGUGUUUGCCCCUUAGAGCAAUAACCUACCCUCUUAGUCUCUAUUUAUGGUUACCCCUUCCCUCUUUCCCAGCCUGGAGUGUUCUGAGUGGGUGAUGGGGGUUCACCUGAACACAAGAGUGUAUUUUCUUAUUGAGACCCUGUAUCUUCUGCUGUGUGGGUAUAUAUAUAAAACACCAGUCUGUCCUUCA